Hydatigera taeniaeformis is the source of this 714-nucleotide messenger RNA. Lineage: Eukaryota; Metazoa; Platyhelminthes; Cestoda; Cyclophyllidea; Taeniidae. The record is from the annotation of a GenBank genome assembly.
AUGGAUAAUCCGUCCUCGUUACAGAGGGGUAUUGAUGGGAACGAUCAAACCCUCUUGACAUCACACCGACGGGAGACAGUGCUCCGAGCCGCGUACUCUCUAUUCACCAAUGAUCUGACUGCUCAUUUUGUUGCUUCUCUGACCUCCGAAGCAAUUCUUUAUCCCCUCGAAACCAUUGCUGUUCGACUGUGUGUUCAGGGCACUAGAACGCUGGUGGAUAAUCUUGAUACUGGUGACUCAGUCAUCCCUAUAAUCACCUCCUUUGAUGGAGCGUUUGAUGUUUUGCGAUACUCAUCCUCCUCGGCCUCGGGUUUCAUUGGUCUCUAUCGUGGAUUUGGUGCUCUCCUACUCCAAUAUGCAACUCAAUUCGCCUUCCUGGUUGGUGUAAAGUACGCCUAUGAGCGUGUCUUCUACUAUAGCUCUCUAGCAUCAAAUCAUCCACCUCCACCUCCGACUAGAAGACCUUCAAUACCUCCCGAUUACGAACCACUCAAUCAGCAUCCACCUUCCUUCCAACCUCAUACCUACUCAUCUGCACCUUACCUGUUGGAUCAUCAACCAACAACAUCGAUUUGGCAGCCGAACCUUGAUUCACGGCUUUGGGAUGCCUCGGAUCCAAAUUUAAACCUGGAAAAUGAGGCGCCUUCGAACCAAACAAGGUCUUCCUUUGCGUUUCGUGGUUAUAGUCCUGGACCCUAUGAUGCACCUUUAUAA